Molecule: messenger RNA, 3405 nt
Organism: Paramuricea clavata
Lineage: Eukaryota; Metazoa; Cnidaria; Anthozoa; Malacalcyonacea; Plexauridae
Source: the annotation of a GenBank genome assembly
CCACCAAGACGGGGGGUGGUGAACGUGAAUGAAGAAUUGGAAGACAACGUGUUCUGUACAUGUAUUUAUAUUUCUUUGUUUUUCUGCUUGUUUCAACAACUGUUUAUCUUGUGGCUAAGAAUGAGUCGUAAGCAAACGCCAAGUGACUUUUUAAAGCAGAUCAUAGGUCGUCCCGUGGUUGUCAAGUUGAACAGUGGCGCUGAUUAUAGAGGUAUCAUUUAUACAGUUCAUUACUACUGGGUUCAUUUUUUCACCUGAAAACAAUAUUUCCUCAUUGAUUCUAGACGUAUCGUAAUGUUUUAGGUGUUCUAGCCUGCCUUGAUAGUUACAUGAACAUUGCCUUAGAGCAGACAGAGGAGUAUGUUAAUGGACAGGUAAAAUAUUUGGUCAUGAAUACAUUAUGUAUAAUAGAAAUGUACAGUUAAGGGGCCGAUUACAUGGAGCAUUUUCAACCCUGGGGUUGAACUCAGCCCUGUUAACUGGGUUGAAAUUUUUUGCGAUUACAUGGACGAUUUCAACCCCGGGGUUAAAACGUUAUACUAUACGUUCUCGGCAUCGAUUCGCGGAAAUAAAAAAGCCUUUAUUUUGUUUUCUUGUAAUAAAUACUGACUCUUCCACAGUCCCUAACACUGCUUCUAAUGCAAAGGACCAUGGGAAUGCCCCCCAUCAAUCAGCGCGCGUUGGGUCAUUCAACGCGCAUUAGGUAAGCGACUGGGGACGAGUCAGUAAUAAAUAGUCACUACCACGCAUGCUCGAAUAACUCAUAAUUUCAGCCCUGGGUUGAAACGACAUGACAAAAUUUUAGAGUUUUGUAUUACAGACAGGGCUGAGAUUUCAACCUGGUAAACAGGGCUGAGUUCAACCCCGGGGUUGAAAAUGCUCCAUGUAAUCGGCCCCUUAACCUGUGGGGCAUGUCAGUUUAUACGUUACAGCCAUAGAGUCCCUGCCCCAUCAUCUGUAUUCUGAAAAUCGUUGGCAUGAGGUUGCAUAUUGUUCAUCUUUGGCAUAUGGUGAGCAUGGAAUACACUCUGGUAUCUGGUGCACCCAUCUGCAUGGAAAGCUACAAAUCUGCCCUCUGAUCACUAAAACAAGUUGUUUUUGAAUCAAAACAUUGAGGAAUGCAGCUACAUUCCUAAUAUUCCUUUGAUAAUGCCAACAUAUGAAUGGUGUACAGGAAAUUGUGCUAAAAUUAGCUAAUAGUUUGACAUUCCCGAACGAUUGACACAGAAACAACACAUGUUUUAUACAGAGGAAGCAUCCAUGGUUUUUUGGUAAUUUAUUCAAUAAAAUGUUGACCAUGUUUCAGAAUGCAAUCCAACGUUGAUUGUUUCCUUUCUAAUUUAGUUGAAAAAUAAAUAUGGUGAUGCUUUUAUUCGUGGAAACAAUGGUGAGCCUGAAAAUUGUUAAUAUUUUGAAAACUAAAAUAAUUUUGGUGUCUGAAUAAUCUUUUAACAUCUUGCUGCAGUGUUGUACAUCAGCACCCAAAAGUCAAGAAGAUAGAAGCGAAAGAUUAAAGCCACUUGGAACUUGUGUGGAGAAAUUGUGUGAUGUUAUGAAAUUGGGAAAUACUUGUGUUGUUGCAUGUGAAUGACUUGUAUCUAUACUACCAUACUUCAUGAAAUGAUGAAAUCUUCAUAAAAUGUGGAAUUACUCAGCUAGGUAUAACUAUAAGAAACAUGUAUCUGCGACAGGAGGUGUGCGGAUAUUAAAUAUAAUUUAUAUUAACAAAGAUUUUAAGUUGUAAAUAUUGAUAUGUUUCUAAAGCUUUGCUUCCAUUAAUUUAAAAAAUUCUCAAUUUAAGUACAGGUAUCCUAAUUAGUUGAAAUAGUAUUAUGUUCUUUCAUUUUCUAUAAUUAAUCUAACAGCCUCAGUGAUAUUUUCAACAUUGUAGUCUGGAGUUCUCAUGUUUGGUUGAAAUAUAACAUCUUUAUGAACGUGAUCUGGCAUCUCAACCAAAGUCUUUAAGUUGCCUUUCGAGUGCACUCCUGUUGCAACCAGUACUGAAAUGACAUUGGCAACAUUUGUAGAAUGAAUAUUUUCAGAUUCUGCGAGUGAAUGUUUGAUGUGUUCUUUAUACAAAUUUCCUCCAUAGAUGUCUGUGUCUGGGUUGUCUCUAAAACAGAAAUACAUUCAUUUAGAUGUUUCAUUGGCCAGGGUCACAUUCCAAGAAAGGUUCACACUCCCCCUACAGAGUAAAUUUCUGCCAUCCGGAUUGAGGGGGAGGGGAAAAAUUGUUUCUGAUAAUAGUUAGUGUAUAUUAGGAUCGAAUUCCGAAGAGGGUAGAGGGGUUUAACUUGCAAUUUCCUCCAUGGGGGGAGGUAUGGAUAUUUUCUGGAAUGACCCAUUUUGCUUGAAAAAAUGUCAAUAGUCCUGUCAAUAGCUAAUAAUAAUACUUUGACAUAUCAGCAGAAAAAGGCGUAGGAAUAUAGUUGCAAUUCUGAAUGUUUUGACACACAGCAUGAUUUUUGGUUGAGAUGAGACGUUCUAGCAAGACCAUGAACUUACCCUAUUACAUAAAUCCUUUUCAGGCAAUUUGAUGUCUCAACACUAAAUUUACUCUGCAAAUAUUUUUCAAUAAUUCUCUCAGCAUACUUGUACGUUAUCAAAAAUGGUUUGCCAGUAAUCAUCCCAUAGUUUAAUGAAUGGCCAGUGAUUUUCUAAAAAAAGAUAUAAAAUUUAAUAUAGAAUGUAUUUGCAUAUAAUGGAAGCAUUAAAUAUCAUACCUGAUACAGUGACUCUAGACACAAUAAGAACGCACCAUGACCAAAUCUGAAGAAAAUGUGCAAUAUAUUAUGUAUAGAAUAUAUUUGCUUGAGAGCACUAAUUAGCCUAAACACCCGGUCACACUACACAACGAUAAUUGGCAAAACAAUUGUGUUAGUGUCCACACUACAAUGAAAAAAUUAUCGUUUGACUAUAACAAUUUUAAAAUCACUCACCGGAGCGUUUUUUUUUUCAGUCGGACGAUAACGAUAAAUUUUUGACCAGCGCAUGUAUACAAGUUAUCGUUGUGUAAUGUGACCUGGGCUUUAGGAUAAUGGUGUGAAGUUCAACAAUGACCUUGGAUAUAAUUGAAUCCUGUUGAGUCAACCUCAAGGUUAAUUGUUUCAUGUGUCUUCAAGCAGAUGGAGAAAGUGUCAUAAACUAUCCUACCGUGGUAAGGGUGCCUCGGCCAUCCAUAGUAGGUCGGUAUUACAGGCAACCACAGGAAUAUGUUGAUCAGGGAUGUGGUCAAGACGUUUAGACGGGUUGCCGUUUGAAACCAGCAAAUCUACACACAACUGAAGAGCACUUUCCCAUCUUACUGGUUCUCCCAAUAAAACAAUGCCUGUAGAAAUAUGAUAAAAAAUUAUUUUAUAUUGUAACCAUAAUUUUAUGAUUCAUAUUUAACCACUGUGGUUUGGG